AUGAACGAGUUUGCUGUGACGACAGAGAACAUUGUGUUUAGCGGUCUCGGUCGCACAAGCGACACGCAUUCAUGGACCAGAGAGGCGUGCACCAGUGCGAAGAGCGCGGGGCUGUUGGAGAGGAAACAGGCGAGGGCAUGCAGAGCUGCACCGGAUGUGAUGCCUGCCUUGGUACAAGCCGCUAAAGAUACGUCAACGGUAUGCCAACAGGCCUUCAGACAUCGCAGAUGGAACUGUAGCAGCAUCGAGCGCGCGCCUGACUACACACCUGAAUUACUUACAGGAACGCGAGAACAAGCCUUCGUCUACGCGAUGUCGGCCGCCGCUGCGGUUUGGAGGCUCGCGCGAGGAUGCGCUUUGGGGAGCUUGGCGGCUUGUUCUUGCGCGACUCCACCACGAAGAGAGCCACCCUCGCCAUCCGCGCUUAUCUCGCCCUCAUCCUUCACCACCAUGUCCGUCUCUUUCGACACGCUGUCCGUAAGGAACUCCUUCAAAUGGGGCGGCUGCGGGGACGAUGUGAGAUCCGCUUCAAGGAUGGCCAAGCGGUUUCUUCAGGGUGCAACGCCGCCUGGUACCGGAGGGACCGCGAAGUUUAUGCACGCGGUCAAUAUGCACAACAAUAGAGCGGGUCGGAGAGCGGUCGAGCAGUCCUUGACUUUGGAGUGCAAGUGUCACGGGGUGUCGGGUUCCUGCAGUGUGCGUACCUGCUGGCGUGGUCUAGGUGCAUCGGGACCAUCCGCCGCCGGAAGCCGUUUGCUACGCAGAUACGCCACUGCGGCGGAGGUCAGGCUGAGAUCUGGCGGCAGAUUGCCGCCUCUGUAUCACCACGAUAAUCUGCUCUAUACCACCAAGAGUCCCGAUUACUGCUUACCCGAUAAGAAGAGAGGCAGCCUCGGCACGAUAGGCAGACAAUGCAACGGCAGCAGUUCCGGCUAUGAGGGCUGCGAGUAUCUUUGCUGCAGCCGUGGCCACGUGACCAGGACUGAGCAAAUCUACGAAAGAUGUGACUGCAAGUACAUCAGCUGCUGCUACGUCAAGUGCAAAACAUGCAGCCGGAUCGUCAAGACGUACGAGUGCAAUUAAGAAUGACAUGAAUUGUCCGGGACAAUUGGCGACGGAGAUGUGUAAUCCACUUGAUGAAGAAGAAAUAAAUUCGCGUGCGUGAGCGCGUUGCAAAUUAAGCAUAAAAUUAAUUAAUUAAUUUGGCGAGAUGCGUUCGCAUGAAAGUCCCAAUACGGGAUGAUAAUUAUUUAGGCGAUAAAUUAUUUACCGCUUGAACGUGUACAACUCUCUCUCUCUCUUUCGCGUGGCGGUACGUAGUAAAAAGAGUUAUUUAUACCGUGCUACUUGCUAUUUAUUCGAUGUGUGUGCGUGCAUUGCGGCAGAUGAUUGCGAAUAAACGCG
This is a messenger RNA of Acromyrmex echinatior (Panamanian leafcutter ant), 1404 nucleotides long. RefSeq names its product protein Wnt-11b-1. Gene Ontology annotation, cellular component: extracellular region. Gene Ontology annotation, molecular function: cytokine activity; frizzled binding. The record is from RefSeq and is a predicted model, not a curated record. Gene Ontology annotation, biological process: cell fate commitment; multicellular organism development; neuron differentiation. NCBI's taxonomy places the organism in Eukaryota, Metazoa, Arthropoda, Insecta, Hymenoptera, Formicidae.